AUGGAUUCCAAGAAUCACCCGGCUCUUGCCGUCUCCAAUAUCAAAACACAUAUCCCCAUCACGCUUGAACAGGAUUCCGCACAAUAUACAACUUGGUCCACUCUAUUCCAAGUUCAGUGCAGGAUUUUUGAAGUUGCUGAUCACCUCAGCCCACCGCCGGCCACCGCCUCCUCUUCCUCCGCAGACUCAGAAAAGAAAGCCGAUGACUCAGCCGAUAAGGCCCUCUGGCAGCGCAUCGAUGCAGUUGUUCUUCAGUGGAUUUACGCCACCAUCUCCCCCGCUCUUCUCCACGUUAUUCUCUCUCCCGGGCAAACGGCAUAUGAAGCAUGGACAGCCGUGCAAAAUUAG
Messenger RNA from Helianthus annuus (common sunflower), 348 nucleotides. RefSeq lists its product as uncharacterized. Bases 1 to 348 code for a protein of 115 amino acids. The transcript has a single exon. The record is from RefSeq and is a predicted model, not a curated record. Lineage: Eukaryota; Viridiplantae; Streptophyta; Magnoliopsida; Asterales; Asteraceae.